Messenger RNA from Perca flavescens (yellow perch), 1055 nucleotides. RefSeq names its product TMCO1/EMC3 family protein. The record is from RefSeq and is a predicted model, not a curated record. Gene Ontology annotation, biological process: protein folding in endoplasmic reticulum. Gene Ontology annotation, cellular component: membrane; EMC complex. The transcript is spliced from 9 exons. The coding region runs from base 180 to 968 and encodes 262 amino acids. NCBI's taxonomy places the organism in Eukaryota, Metazoa, Chordata, Actinopteri, Perciformes, Percidae.
GACGUGUUCGCUGUUUCCGCUCAACCCGGAAGUUUUAAAACAGCGGAAGGUGUUGGUCGCGUGCUGUCCCUAAAGUUGCUAAAUGUGAGCGUCUCCAUGUCUGUGCUGUGAUUGGCUGUUGGUCCCAGUCUGUGCUGUGAUUGGCUGGUGGGUCCCAGUCUGUGCUGUGAUUGGCUGCAAUGGCAGGUCCGGAGCUGCUGCUGGACUCCAGCAUCCGGGUCUGGGUGGUGCUGCCCAUCGUCUUCAUCACCUUCUUCGUGGGAAUCAUCCGUCACUACGUCACGCAGCUGCUGCACAGCGACAAGAAGGUCGACCUGGAGGCGCUUUCUGACAGCCAGGUGCUCCUGCGCAGCCGCAUCCUCCGAGAGAACGGGAAGUACAUCCCCCGACAGUCCUUCGCCAUGAGGAAACAUUACUUCAACAACGCAGAGACCGGCUUCUUCAAGAAGGUCAAGAGGAAGGUCGUCCCCAAGAACCCCAUGACAGACACCAGCAUGUUGACUGACAUGAUGAAGGGAAACCUGACCAACGUCCUGCCGAUGAUUGUGAUUGGUGGAUGGAUCAACUGGGCCUUCUCUGGAUUCGUCAUCACCAAGGUGCCGUUCCCUCUGACGCUGAGGUUCAAACCCAUGUUACAGAGAGGCAUCGACCUGCUGUCACUGGACGCUUCCUGGGUGAGCUCAGCAUCCUGGUACUUCCUCAACGUGUUUGGGCUACGGAGCAUGUACAGCCUGAUCCUGGGUCAGGACAACGCUGCCGACCAAUCACGGAUCAUGCAGGACCAGAUGACGGGCGCUGCCAUGGCGAUGCCCCCUGACCCCAACAAGGCUUUCAAGAGUGAGUGGGAGGCCCUGGAGAUCGUGGAACAUAAGUGGGCGUUGGAGACGGUGGAGGACGACCUCAUGUCCUCAGAUCUCAACUUUGGGACGUUGUUCAGCCGGGACAUCAAGUCGGCCGCCAUGUUUUAGAUCGCUCCGGAAACCUAACGUCAGACGCCUCGCCACUUUAUUUAUAUAAACAUACAUAUAUAUAUAUAUAUAUAUAUAUAUAUAUAU